AGCGCCAAGUUUAUCGUUUACAUGAAACGACAAGUUCGGUUUUGCCGGAACCGAGUCGAAAGUUUUAAAAAAGUUUACGAUCUGGAUCGAAUUGCAAAGUUUUAAUGUAAGUGUGCAGUUUCUAAUUAAUUUUCCAGAACAGCAUGCUUUGGGACUCGGUUUUAUGACGCUGUGUAUCACAGUUUCAUGUUCCUCUCGCUUGCUGCUUCCUACGCGACAAAUUUAUUAAAUUGUUCUGAUUUCCUCAUUCUCUCCUGGGUUCCUACGUCUUUUAAAUAUUGGCGUUUUUAUUGUAAGCGAGAAUCUACUGAAUCAUCGUAGCGAAAGUUUAACUGGACCAUUACUUUUUCCAUCAGACAACUGCUUUGCUCUAACCACAUGUCAGGAUUCAAUCAGAACCCAGGUAUGGGCGGAAAGAACCCACCCUGGGCCCGCUCUACCUCAAAUAAUGUAGCAACGAAUGCAAUAAAUUCGGCAGCUCUUUCUCUCUACCAGCAUAUUGCACAGGCAUCUUUACAACUGCAAGCAGGUUUGCAAAACAAUCAACUAGGAUAUCCCCAGUUUUCUGGAGGUGCUCAAGUUAAUCAAGACUCUAACCAAUCUACGGCUGUGGGUGCGUUUAAUCCCUUGAAUCUGGUCAGAUAUCCAACCCCAGCAACCAGUGCCUACCAGUCGACAGGAUCAAACACAUCAAAUGCCGCAACCCGUUCUCAGCCAGUUCAAGGAAAUCAAAAUACAUCCAACACAUCACAAAAGGCGCAGAACAGAGUUUUCACAGGGACUGUCACCCGCAAGCAGGAUAACUUUGGAUUCAUCGAUGAUGAUGUUUUCUUCCGCUCAACGGCUGUUCAAGGUAGAGAUCCAUCCGUCGGUGAUACAGUUUUGGUAGAGGCAUCGUACAAUGAUGCCAUGCCAUUCAAGUGGAAUGCUACUAGAGUGCAGGCCAUCAACUCAGGACGAAGUGGGCACACAAGAUUCAGUGAUGCAGCACCGGCCUAUAAUUCCUCAGCUUCUAAUAUGAAUUAUUCUGAGUCUCGAAACCAAGACUCUAGAGGAAGAGACAGACGCAGCCGUGAUGGAGUCGUUGUUAACCGUCGAAAUGAUGACAGGCGUUCUGACAACUAUGUUCAAUCCAGAGAUGCUGACCAAAGAACGCGUGACAAUCGACGUUCAAGGCAUUCGCCCCCUGAGAAAGAAAAAUCCAAUCGGGAUGCAAGAGAUCGCUCGCGAGAUAAGGACCGUUCUAGGCGCUCUCCUGUUUUUAGCCGAUCAAAAACUGCACCUCGGUACCAAGUCCAAGUUCCUAGAAUAUCCCUGGACAUGCAAGAUGUGGAUGUCAUGGAACUGCACCGACGCUAUCCUAACAUGUACAUCCCUUCGGACUUCUAUCUAGGAGAAUAUCGCUGGGUCGAUCAGUUCCCGCCUCUCAGUCCUUUUGAACUCGACCACCCCUGCAACUUCCAUAUCAUGAAAAAAGAUGUUAGUCCAGUACAUAAAAUUGACGCGGUUUUGGAGCCUCCCGAUCUUGACUACCUCUACUGCGCAAAGGUAAUGUUGAUCAGUAUGCCAAGCAUGGAGGAAAUAUUCCGAAAGUGCAUUGUCCCAACCGAGGAUUUGGAGAAAGAUGAAUAUCCAAGCGUUGCUCAUGCAUCCCGUCAACUGAACUUCCUUGUUGGCAAUAAAGGUAAAAACGAAGCCAUGGCAAUUGGUGGCCCAUGGAGCCCCUCGUUAGAUGGCCAAAACCCAGAUAAGGAUCCAUCAGUAUUAAUCAGAACUGCCAUCAGAACGUGCAAAGCGUUGACUGGAAUUGAUCUCUCCAACUGCACUCAGUGGUAUCGUUUUGUCGAGAUUCACUACCAGCGAGGCGACACAAUCCACAAAGGCAAGCAUAUUCCUGCUCGUACGGAAACCGUGGUUUUGUUUCUGCCGGAUGUUUGGUCCUGCAUUCCAACACAGCUGGAAUGGGACAAAAUUAGAAGUGACUAUAAGAAGUUUGUUGAAAAAUCUGUAGAGCCUGAAAAAGCGGCACCUGCAGUUUCCAAGGUCAGCCCUGCUCCAGAGGUCAAGCAGCCAUCCUCUCCCAAAACGCCAGACGAUGAAAAGGAAACAGACCAGAGCAUGGAAGUCGAUUCUGGGACUCCAGCAGAAAAGCAAGACCCCACUCAUUAUUCUCAGUUAGACCCAAAGAAUAUGAAGGUUCAGCAUUUGAAGGAUGAACUUGAAGCGCGAAAUUUGUCCUCUAAAGGUUUGAAGUCCCAGCUAACUGCUCGCCUUUUGAAAGCUUUAAAAGCUGAAGAAGAGGAGGCCAAGAAGAAAGAAGAUGAGGAAAAAGUGACAGAAACUCCGAAAGAAGAAGAGAAGAAAAAGGAAUCUGAUAGUUGGACUGUGGUGGAUAGCUGGAGCUCCGUCGAUGACAAAUCAUCCUCUCGCGGAGAUAAGGAUGAAGACAAGAAGGACAAAGAAAAACUAAAGGCAUCUUUAGAGAAAAAAUACUCUCUCCCUGAGUUCCCGCACAUGAUUGUGUAUCCCUCAUCAAUAGCUAAAAGUGGAAAAUUUGACUGCUCCUUAAUGUCGCUCUCCUUGUUGCUAGAUUAUCGGCCAGACGACAAUAAGGAACACCUCUUUGAGAUAUCUCUUUUUGCAGAAUUGUUCAAUGAGAUGCUCAUGAGAGAUUUUGGAUUCUUGAUUUAUCAUGCCUUACUCAGUGCUCCCAACCGAGCUAAAGAAGAAGACAAGAAAAAGAAUGAAGAAAAAAAGAGCAGCUCAGUAGAAUCUGAGAGAAGAGACAAGGAGAAAGAAAAGGAAAAAGAUAAUGACACUGAGAAAGAUAAAAGUAAAGAGAAGGAAAAAGAUAAGGAGAAAGAGAAAGAAAGAGAAAAGGAUAAGGAGAGGGAAAGAGACAGGGAAAAAGAGAAAAAGCAAGAGAAAGUCAAGUAUCUCACAGCGAACAAAAAAUUAUUACUAGCAUUCAGCUAUUUUGACACGAGCGGCUGUGGAUACAUCAUGGAAAAAGACUUAGAAACUUUGCUGUUUUCCCUUAGUCUCAGUCUUUCUCGGUCACAGGUGAAAAAAUUAUUGAGUAAAGUUGUCAAGCGGGAUGUUUUGACGUAUCGAAAAUUAACGGACAAACCUGUGGAUGAAAAGAUUGAAGAAAAAGAAGCUGUAAUUGAUGACAAUGAUCCUAACCUCAUUGAAAAAAUUGCCUCUCAGUUAGCCGCAGGGAAAAAACGCAAGUCAUUAAUCGUCAGUGAUCACUGUUUGAAAAAAUCCAGGAGUUCCUCCAAAGAAGAGAGCAAUGAAGAUGGAGAGUCAGAUUUUAUUAAUUACAAAGGUUCUCUCAUUAACGUCGAAAACAUCACUUUGCAACUGAAACGGAGCGAAAAUGCUAGACUAGAAACAGAAAAUGCACUAACCAAACUGAAAGCCGAUUUUGGUGACAGAGAGAAAGAUCUGGCAGAUUCGAAAGAAAGGGUCAGAGCUCUGCAAGAAGAAUGUAAGAAGUUUACUGAUCAGCUAGCAGCAGUCACCACGAAGUGCUUAUCCUUAUCUACGGAGAAUGAGAAGUUGACAGCUGCUGUUCUACUAGUUCACAACAUAACAAAACCAUUCAUCAUACCCCAGGAAGGAUUCCUGAGUUCAAAUGAAACAGAUCUCAACUUAAUCGCUGUCAAAGACAUCAAAAAAGAAGCAGUAGAAAGCAGUAAUUCAGCAUGAAUCCAGCUAAUCUUUGAAAGAGGUUCCUCUUUGGUAGCAAUUCAACUCUCGACAGGGUGCUGCAAUUCAGCUAUUCUUUGCAAAAGUAAUCAUGGUUUAAUUUGAUAUUUCUAGCUGUAUCAAGCACAUUGCCAUUGUCAUGAAGGAAAAAUAGGGACUAAUGCUGUUUAUGAUAACACUCGCUGUGAAGCAUUUUAGUGUUCCACUUUAAUCCAUUGUGACCAAACAACUGGUAAUGACCUUAAACUUAUGUAGGUUGUGUUAACAUUCAGUUUUCUUUUAUUUAACUCUUCCCAAGGUUAGCUAAACCCGACAUCAAUUUAAUUUUUUAAAUUAUUUUUUCAUUACAAUCGGUCAGUUUCAAAAUAACUGCAAUCGAAUUUUGAGAGGAACCUUGAGACUUUGUCUCUCCGGCACAAAGGAAAAUAUCGCAAUUGUGCUGUAUCCGUAUUUCUUAAGUACAUUUUAUUUUUUGAAAGGAGAACCAUAAAAUGAACUUUUCUGAAGUUUCUAGAGAUUUUUUUUUACCUUCAUCAGAAAAGACUCAGAGAUUUUUGGACUAAUUUGUGAGAUGGUUCUUCCAUGAAAAAAUAAAGUGUUUGUAGAAGUACUGAAACAGCGCAGACUGGAUAUGAGUGCGUGAGACAUCAACUUAAAGAAAAUACAAAUUAAUAUCAGAAGUGAAACAUCAAACAAAUUUUACCACAUUUGUCUUAAGUUUAUUAAUUUAUCAGCCUCAAGGUUGUUGGUCAUAAUCUUUCUUGAAAAUUUCAAAAACUUGUUUCCUCC
Bemisia tabaci is the source of this 4503-nucleotide messenger RNA. Its product is annotated as cell division cycle and apoptosis regulator protein 1. NCBI's taxonomy places the organism in Eukaryota, Metazoa, Arthropoda, Insecta, Hemiptera, Aleyrodidae. The record is from RefSeq and is a predicted model, not a curated record. Gene Ontology annotation, cellular component: nucleus. Gene Ontology annotation, biological process: regulation of DNA-templated transcription.